Molecule: messenger RNA, 739 nt
Organism: Magallana angulata
Lineage: Eukaryota; Metazoa; Mollusca; Bivalvia; Ostreida; Ostreidae
Exons: 2
Coding region: 1-564 (187 amino acids)
Source: RefSeq, a predicted model, not a curated record
AUGGGCAAGGAAAAGAAGCCAAAGUUUCGCGAGAUAGCUAGUCAAAGCGUAUUUGUACGCUCCUUAUGGUCACAGAAGUGCAUCUUCCUGGAUUGUCAUGACAAAAGACCAGCGGGUCACUUGACGUGUGGAGCUCGCUUUAAGAAGAACAGCUAUCUUCUGAAACACAUGAAGAGACACGCUCAACCAGCUUCAGUAAAGCCACUGGCGAAGAAGCAGAAGUUAAGCCCCUCUCAGUCUGUAGAGAAAGCUCCAGAAAGGAUCGAAUCCAUACUCACUACACCAGGUUUAGAAGAUGACAGCCCAAGUGAAUGGGAAAUGCAAGACCCUGGCAACCUGGAAGAAGUUCUAUUUGGAUCUUGUAGUGGGAUAUAUGAAGAGGAAGAGUCAAAGGCAAAGGAUGAAGACAAUGAUCUAGAAAUCGGACGAAUAGUGAGGAAGAAAACUCAACCUGUCUUGUUCACUGGACGCAGAUCCGAAGAAACCAAUCAAAAUCAGAAGUUUCGUAUCGAAAGUAGCAAUCUGGAGCCAUCUACAAGGAAUGUAGCCGGGCAAGCAGACUAAAAUGAGUGAUGAGUACCGAGAGACACUCUGAAGUCGCAAAUGCCCGACUCUUUGAUGUUCCAAGUAUCUCAUAUUUUGUGUUCGUGAGCGUUGCUUGUUAGAUUCAGCGGGUAGACAUUUGUUGUCAGAAAAAAGGUGCUUCGUGGGGUCGGUUUGAAGUGACCGAUAGAAGCGA